CAAUAACAACAACAACAACAACACAGAUUGAAUGACUUCAUUAAGCGUGUGACUCCUCUGAAACAUGACCAGAGUGAGACAAACUUUACACGACGGACUCCUCCCAUUACAACCUCAUAAACAGACAAUAGUGGGAGGCACAAGCAAACGCCAUACUCGCUCCACAAAGCAGCUGUACAGUCUGUCUUUUACCUUAACUGUAAAAGAUGGCAGAGGAAGAAGCUGGUAUUUUCGUCAACCAGGAGCAGUUCAGCUGUCCCAUCUGUAUGGACCUUCUGCGGGACCCCGUGACCAUUCCUUGUGGACACAACUACUGUAUGGUGUGCAUUAAGAGCUACUGGGAGAAGAAGAACCAGAAGUCGUGCAGCUGUCCAGAGUGCAGACAGACCUUCUCCCCGAGACCUGCGCUCAACAAAAACACACUGUUUGCUGAAGUUGUUGAGAAACUGAGACAGACCGGAAUGCGUUCCCCCACCAUCCCUGGAGCGGAGAAUAAUGAAGUGAUUGCAAAAGAAAAGCAGGACCUCGUCGUGUUCUGUCAGCAAGAGCUUAGGCAGUCACAGAGGAGAUGCCAGCAGGUCAUAAAGGAGCGUGAGACAGAGCUACAGGAUCUGAGUCACGCCGUACUCUCUCUCAGGAGCUCUGCCCAGGCAGCAGUGGAGGAUACGGUGAAGAUCUUCAGUGAGCUGAUUCAGUCCAUUGAGGCACUGUGUUUUGAGGUGACAGGGAUGAUAAAAGCAAAGGAGCAGAUGGAAUUAGACGAGGCUCAUGGAUUUAUGGAGAAACUAGAGCAGGAGAUCGCAGAGUUCAAGAGGAGAGAUGCUGAAUACGACACGCUUGCACACCUUGAUGAUAAAACUCAGUUCCUGAAGAGCUAUGAAGCACUGUGUAGUGAGCCGGAGUUGGUGAUCUCUCCUGCAGUUCUAGUCAAUCCGGAUUUCUCUUUUGAGAUGGUGUCAAGAAAACUCCCACAUCUGUGUGAGGACAUUAAAGACCUGUGCCAGAAGAAAUUGGAGAAAUUGUCAAAAAAAGUGACAAUCCUGAAGUUUAUUCCUACCCCUGAACCUAAAAUCAGAGAGCAGUUUUUGGAAUAUUCAGGUCCCCUGACUCUCGACCUGAACACGGCUCACAGAAACCUCAGCGUUUCCUCGGAGACUGGCGAGGUGACAUGCAGCAAAAUCUCUCUAUCGGUUCCUGACCACCCAGAGAGGUUUGACAGCUAUUUCCAGGUCCUGUGCAGGGAGAGCGUGUCCGGCCGAUGUUACUUCGAGACAGAGUGGAGCGGGAAGGGUCCCGUGCACAUCACCGUGUCCUAUGAGGACAUCAGCAGGAAAGGAAAGAGCACCCUGUGUGCAUUUGGACACAACGCCCAGUCCUGGAGUCUGGUGUGCUCUGAGGAUACAUAUGCAUUCUGGCACAAUGGACGGGAAACUAAGAUUGCCAAAAUGCAGUGGGCUCGCAGGACUGGUGUUUAUGUUGACUUCUCUGCAGGAAUUUUGGCGUUUUACAGCAUCACAGACUCAAUUAAUCUCAUCUACAGAAUUCGGACCGCAUUCACUCAACCGCUCUAUCCAGGUUUCAAAAUUAACACUGGGUCCAGUAUGAGACUUUGUUAUCCACUUUAAUGGCAUGUAAUGGAGUUUAUUCUGUUCCUGAGCAAUUAUUCGAAACUUAAGAAAUUAAGUAUGAGAGGUCAGGCUCCAUUGGUUAACAUUAGUUAACUAAAUUAGUUCACAUCAGCUAACAAUAAAAAGUGCUUCUAACGCUUAUAUCAAUCUUAUUUAAUGUUAAUUUCAUCAUUUACUAAUAUAAUACUAAAAUCAAAAGUUGUAUAUGUUAAUAUUAUUUAAUGGACCUGAGCUAACAUGGACUGACAAUGAACAUCUGUAUUUUUAUAUUUGUAUUUGUAAAGAUCUGUAUUUUAAUGUAAUAAAUACUGUAACAAACACUUAAUGUUAGUUAAUAGUUCAAGUUAGUUAACUUGAACUAAUGUAACUAAUUGUAAAGUUUGACAUAAAUGACCAACACACUCUCAUGGCAUUUCGUAACUAUUUUACAUUUUGGCUAAUUUGUGGCUAAUUCAUAUCCUCUCAUUUUAAUGUUUUCAUAUGAUCUACUUAUGUCCCACUGAUCGAUUGGGUUGGGUUUAAGGUUCUGUACAAAUCACAUCAUACAAAUUCAUACUAAAUUGCCACCACAUAAAAUAGUUACGUUUUCUCUGCGAAUGUUAAAAUUGGCAGGUUGUGCGAACUGUAAAAAACUUUCUGUAAAAACUGUAACUGUAGCUAACUGUAAAAAACCAGUUCUCACUAUUAACAAACCAUUAACUAUGACUAGUACGCAACUAAUUUGCUGCUUAUUAAUAGUUAGUGAGGUAGUUGUUAAGUUUAGGUAUUGGGUAGAAUUAAGCAUGCUUUAUAAGUACUAAUAAACAGCCAAUAUGUUAUUAAUAGGCAUGCUAAUAAGCAAGUUUAUAGUGAGAAUUGACCCCUAUACUGAAGUGUCACCAAAAAUGUUUUCUGGAACCUGGUAUGCAUAAAAUGUUUUUCUUUUUUUUUUUUAUUCACUGCCAUUAUCACUCUAUAUAAUAAAAAAUAUAUAAUAAAUGUUCCAAAAGGGGGUUUUCGCAGCAGUGCCAUUAAAGAACCAUUUUUGGUUGUCCAAACAACCUUUCAGUGAACAGAUAAUAAUCUGAAAAAUAAUAAUAAUAAUUCAGUAUAAAGAACCUUUAGUUAAAUGGAAAGAUUCAACGGAUGUCAAAGAGUU
Molecule: messenger RNA, 2766 nt
Organism: Onychostoma macrolepis
Lineage: Eukaryota; Metazoa; Chordata; Actinopteri; Cypriniformes; Cyprinidae
Gene: ftr85
Product: finTRIM family, member 85
Exons: 6
Coding region: 207-1625 (472 amino acids)
Molecular function (GO): protein binding
Source: RefSeq, a predicted model, not a curated record